GAUUUGAUGAAGUUACUGUAUCCAAGGCAAGGCGGCUAGGUAAAUGAGUAGCAGCAGUGCAGCAGAACAGAGGCUUGGUUUUGGUUGUCACUUGUCACGCAGAGAAUGAGUUCUGGCCACAAAAGGAACCACGACAUCUCGCACACAAAUACAAAAUCACAGCCUUUAAUUUCUAAACUACGCCGAUGAGUAUAUGCCCCACCUCACAGAAGACUAAUCCCGCCGUUUUGUCUGCAUUCUCUCUCUCUCUAGAAACUUGGUUUCAUUCACGAGCACGCUUUCCUCUGUUUCUGGUUAAGGAAAUCCGAUCCCCCACCCCCUGAAUUGAAUAUAUAUAUAUAAAAUCUCGGGUUGAAAUUUACUACUGGUUUGGAGAACUCGCGGAUUGAUAGAAAUUUGAAUAAUGGCUCACCUCCAGUUGUUGAAAUAUAGUGUGUCGUCAUUUUCGAUUUCCCAGUUGAGUUCUCAUACAAAAUUGGCGUGCAGUUGCUCGGAUUUCAGCUCGGGGAUCAUAGGACAUAGAAGAAGGAGAAGAAAUUUUCGGUUUCAAAGCAAGCGGAAUCGGAGCUUCAGAUUAUUGAUUGAUCGGAAGCUUAGGGUUUCAUGCAGAACUCAGGACAACGAUACUCCAACCAAUGGUGAAGAACCUCCCGAGUCAUUGUUUAUGAAAGAAUUGAAGAAACGAGGCAUGACUCCUACUUCAUUACUUGAAGAAAGCAACAGAACCAUCUUUGAGGAUGAAGAAACAAAAAUUAAGGAAGAAGAUGGAGGUUUUUCUCGUAGAAAUGCCAUCUCGACGGAAUCAGGAAGAAACUUAACUAAUCAGAGAGAGCAGUCUAUGGCCCUUAAUAGUGAAGGCAUUGAGGGCUUAAUUCCACGGGCUAAGCUUUUGCUGACCCUUGGAGGGACGUUCUUUCUGGGAUUCGGGCCACUAAUCCUAGUAACCGUUGCAUUUUUCUCUGCUUUGUACCUGUAUUUUGGACCCACAUUUGUCCAUGAUGGAAGCAACUCUCGGGUCACUCCACCGCAAUAUGUUGAUCCUUAUGCACUACUCGAAGAAGAAAGGAUAUCCCAAACUGCACCCGGUCUAAAUUGAAGAACUCUGCUUCAAAUGUUUCUUUCACCUAUACUCUUCAACUUAAUGUUGUGAUCUAGUUAGGAAGUAUAGUAGGUUGGAAUUUCCGAGUACUAGGUUAAAGUUUUCUUUGAUCUACCAAUGUAAAAUAUGCAUGUACUCAAUUCCCUUGAAAGAAGAUUUCAAAUGAAUCAGCAGCUUUUUAUAGCA
This is a messenger RNA of Ipomoea triloba (trilobed morning glory), 1285 nucleotides long. RefSeq lists its product as uncharacterized. The transcript has 4 exons. Lineage: Eukaryota; Viridiplantae; Streptophyta; Magnoliopsida; Solanales; Convolvulaceae. The record is from RefSeq and is a predicted model, not a curated record. The coding region runs from base 404 to 1096 and encodes 230 amino acids.